This is a messenger RNA of Aspergillus sclerotioniger CBS 115572, 1245 nucleotides long. Its product is annotated as polysaccharide deacetylase family protein. The transcript has 4 exons. The coding region runs from base 1 to 1245 and encodes 414 amino acids. Gene Ontology annotation, molecular function: hydrolase activity, acting on carbon-nitrogen (but not peptide) bonds. NCBI's taxonomy places the organism in Eukaryota, Fungi, Ascomycota, Eurotiomycetes, Eurotiales, Aspergillaceae. Gene Ontology annotation, biological process: carbohydrate metabolic process. The record is from RefSeq and is a predicted model, not a curated record.
AUGCUAUCCUAUCAGCGAUUCGCCUUCCUCGUUAUACUUAUCAUCUUCACCACCGCAGCUGCCCCGAAUCCCCUCCCCAGCAACACAUCUGCCAACAUCAUCAAUCUCCCUUACAAUCUCAGUACCGCUAUAGUCAUUGAUACAUUUACCAAUCCACAGUACAACGCCCUGGGCUUCUGGCACGGAGGCCUCGAGGGGCUCACCAUGGAAUACGGUCAGCACUACGUCCGUCUCUACCCCAAAGACGCCGACCACAACUACAACACUCAGCUGUCCCCAGCAACCUGCUUCAACCUCCUCCCCUACCGAACCACACACUACUUGCACAUCCACUUCAACGGCAGCACCAAGUUUAGCGUCUCCCUCUCGCAAAACAACGUACAUUGUGACUCGUCCCGCAGCCCGUUCCCCGAGACGUGGGACUCGGUUGAAGCCUCGCGCUAUGCGCGCGGCAACGACAUCUAUAUCCCCCUCUGGCACUUUUACGUAGACCAUUCGCGGGCUGUCGCGGUCUCGCUUAGUGGGUUCUACUCGACAGAGCCGGUGACGCUCUAUCGGGUGGAGAUUGUCAGCGCCGGCAGUGUACCGCGCGGGUUUCCGAUUCCACGUCGGGUGGACAAUGGGCGGGUAUUGCUGAGAUGCUCUCGGCCCGGGUCAUUUGCGUUUGGGAUUGACGAUGGGCAGCCGAGGUUUGCGCAGGAGGUGAUGAAGAUCUUGGAGGAAGAGCAGGUUCUGGUGACGUUUUUUGUGGUCGGAAUGGGAUUGAGGGAUUUGGAGACCAAUUUCUCGAAUGUUUAUGGGGAGAUGCUGAGGAGGGGGCAUCAGGUGGCAUUGCAUUCGGAUACGCAUCGGAAACUGGAAGGGUUGCAAUCGGUUGAGGCCAUUGAUCAGGAGAUUGUGGAGAAUAUCAAGUCUUUCCGGCAGAUUCUGGGGAUUGAGACUCGCUACUUCCGUCCUCCGUACGGCACCCUUGGAGCGCGGACGCGUCAACGACUGGCAAACUAUAUCCAAGACCCCCAGAUCAUCAACUGGAGCGUGGACAUUGAGGACUGGUUAUGGGCCGACUCGAAAACCCCCGAGAAGCAGCGCGAGGCCUUUGUUCGAGACGUGAGGCGGGGGGCAACCUGGCUGUCAUGCAUUUCCUCAGUGAUACGAUUUGUGAAGAGCAGGAAUGCGACCAUCAUGCGCAUUGAUCAAUGUCUGGAGGAUCCACAAAGUCCGCCUCUGAAGAUUCCGGGCCUUUGA